AUGGUGAAGCGGUGCCCUGGUAACAAAGAAGCGAUAAUAUGGUAUGUUGAAUGUCUAGUGCGCUAUUCCUAUAGAUUUUUCUCCUCUCUCAUGGACCUAUCACCUUCUAUUUAUAUGAAUAAUACUGCAAAUGCAACGGGCUUUGAUAAAUAUGAAAAGAGUCUGGCCGAGACUUUCGACAAUCUGAAUGCGAUGCUUUCAAAUGUUUCUAACCACAAGUAUCCAGCUACAGAAGUUAAUGUUUCAAAUUUCAUGACGCUCUCAAUUGCUGCAAUCCCAUCUUUCGCGACUGGAAAACAAGGUGCGAGAGUUUUACGACCACGCUGUAACAUCAGGUAUGAGAUAUAUCCAUUUUAUGGAAAACCUCGAGACGAAUCAACAAACACUACGAUAAUCAAGCAUCCUGGAGUUGAAUCAGAAGCAUCCCUUCCUUCACUAAACAAACCAAGUGGCUCAAACGACUUAGCAGGUGUCAAACAAGGCGAAUCAAAGUGGAUUCCUAUUGUUGCAAGUUUAUCCGGGAUUUUUGGUGUCACUCUGCUCUGUUCUGUUCUAGAAGUAUUUUCCUUUGGAGAAGGAGAAAUUUUCAAGUUACUUGAAUUAGGAGGAAGAGUUGGCGACGAGUACUCAGGUGAAAAUUUUCAAGGUAAGAGUGGGGUGAGAUUUCAGGAGUUCCCUUCGAUUCAGUUAGAUAUAUUACAAACAGCAACGAAACAAUUUUGUGAUGAAAAUAAACUUGGAGAAGGUGGAUUUGGCCCUGUAUACAAGGGUAAAUUGGCAGAUGAUUCAAGCAUUGGUAUGCAACUAGAUUGGCCGAAGAGCCUCAGCAUUAUUAAUGGCAUUGCCCGAGGCAUCAUGUAUUUACAAGAGGAUUCUCGUCUUAGAAUUAUUCAUAGGGAUCUUAAAGCUAGCAAUGUUUUGCUAGAUCACGAGAUGAACCCAAAGAUAUCAGAUUUUGGAAUGGCAAGAAUUUUUGGUGGAAAUCAAAGCGAAGCAAAUACAAAUAGAGUGGUUAGAACAUAUGGACACAUGACACCAGAGUAUGCUAUGGAACGACUUUUUUCCAUCAAAUCCGAUGUUUUCAGUUUUGGAGUCCUUUUACUAGAGAUAAUAAGCAGCAAAAGGAACAAUGGCUUUCAUCAUUCAGAGUGUGGUGAAAGCCUCCUAACGUUUGCAUGGAAACUAUGGUCUAAAGGUCAAGGAAUGGAGCUAACAGACCCGCUCCUUGUUCAGUCGUGUGUGGCCACUCGGGUUCUUAAAUGCAUCCGCAUCGGCUUGUUGUGCGUCCAAGAAGACCCACCAGACAGACCUACCACGUCAUCUUUGAUUGUCAUGUUGGCAAGCGAGACCAUAACACUUCCUUUACCGGUAGAACCUGCAUUUUUUAUUGGACGUGUUGUUGCAGAACCAAUUCAAUCCACUUCAAAUGAUAGAGUCUAA
Molecule: messenger RNA, 1440 nt
Organism: Durio zibethinus
Lineage: Eukaryota; Viridiplantae; Streptophyta; Magnoliopsida; Malvales; Malvaceae
Source: RefSeq, a predicted model, not a curated record